Messenger RNA from Sphaeramia orbicularis (orbiculate cardinalfish), 718 nucleotides. Its product is annotated as phenylalanine--tRNA ligase, mitochondrial-like. NCBI's taxonomy places the organism in Eukaryota, Metazoa, Chordata, Actinopteri, Kurtiformes, Apogonidae. The coding region runs from base 1 to 474 and encodes 157 amino acids. The record is from RefSeq and is a predicted model, not a curated record. Gene Ontology annotation, biological process: tRNA aminoacylation. Gene Ontology annotation, molecular function: aminoacyl-tRNA ligase activity; ATP binding; tRNA binding. The transcript has 4 exons.
AUGAAUUCACCCUGUAAACGAGCGGGGGCGGGGAAUAAACUGGGCUGGGCCUUCGGACUGGGUUUGGAGAGACUGGCCAUGGUUCUGUACAGCAUCCCCGACAUCCGGCUGUUCUGGAGUCAGGACGAACGCUUCCUCAAACAGUUCAGAGUCCAGGACAUCCAUCAGCCCAUCUGCUUCCAGCCUCUCAGUAAAUACCCCCCCCUCCACAACGACAUCUCCUUCUGGCUGCCGGAUGACGGAUUCACCGAGAACGACUUCUACGAGCUGGUCCGGUCGGUCGGAGGUGACCUGGUGGAGAAAGUGUCGCUGGUGGAUGACUUCACGCAUCCAAAGACCGGGAGGCGGAGCCACUGCUAUCGCAUCGUCUAUCGUCACAUGGAGCGAACUUUGACCCAGCAGGAGGUCGCCGUCGUCCACGGCCAAUCCAACAGGACGCCGGAGAGCGAGCUGGGCGUGCAGGGCCGAUACUGACGAACAAUCGACACGCACACACACACACACAACACACACAGAGGCGUUGAACUCCUCAUCACGGCGCCGCUGUGAUUCCUCGCCGCAGGGGAAACGUGUCAACUUUAAUACAGACGAUACGCGAGUUCUGAGACGCCGGCAGCGAAUCACACAGACACACACGACACACGACAGACACGCAAAGAUACACAGACACACACACAGACACACACAGAGGCAUGAUGAUGCUCAAAGACACACACGA